AAGAGAAUGCCUGAAUGUGCAGCGGUUACAUUGUUACAAUUCAGCAGAGGAAGGCACGGACUCGGGGUACAGCUGUGCGCGCGCACAUGCACAACGGCUACAGGCUCCUCGCUUGCUGUUUAAUUAAAAUCAUUAAUUGAGGCACCAAGGCUCGGAAGCGCGAGCUUUGUUAGUUAUUCACUGGAGUGGACGAGGAAGCAAUAUUUGGUUGCAAUUUUCCUUUCUCUGUCCGAAAUCCCAGAGACGCAAGUGAGGAAUGGCUUGUUGGAGCUGGCAGCAGCACUUUGGAUGCUGAGGACUCCGAUUGCAGAACGAUCGGGAGGGAUCGAGCAGCCCACGGCAGUCCAGACACAAGGCGGUCAGCUCUUAGCUCACGGAGCACGACUGCAUGACUUCGGAGAAAGCUCCCGGUAACACCACCCGCAUCGCCUAGGAUUAUACUUUCCUCAUUUUCAAAACUUGGGAAGGCUCGGAGCUGGGCUCAUGGAUAUUAACCUCUGAGGGGCCCGAGCUAAUCGGAACCCCAGCGGGGCUUGGGGGUUGGGACGCCGUUAUUUGGGAAUUAUCGGACAUAACUACGCAUUUCCCCUGAUCACUGAGCUUGUUAAGAGGGGGUCAGCAUCCGUCUGGAUCUAGCCACACGAGGAUUUGCAGUAGACUUGUUGCUGCGCAAGCUUUAACUUGAAAUAUAUAUAUAUAUAUAUAUAUUAGAUUUCUUGCUAAAUAAGUACUUUGUGGGUUGGAAAAUGGCUUCAGAGCUGCGGUCAAGUUUGUUGCCAUGUUGGAGCAGUUUGUGGAUCGUGUGUGCUAUUGUGAUGCCAGCGUUCCAUAGUCAGAUGGUACAAGUUGAUGAAAAAGUCCAAGGGUUUAUUGGUGACAAUGUCGUUCUUCGAUGCACUUUCACAAGCAGCAACCCCAAUGUCAGAAUUACCCAAGUCACGUGGCAGAAGGCCACUAAUGGAACAAAACAAAACGUAGCAAUCUACAAUCCCAAUAUGGGCGUCUCCAUCCUGCAGCCUUACAGUAACAGGACCAUUUUUCAGAAUCCAUCGCUCGAUGAUGCAACGUUACAAUUGUCUCAUCUGGAACUUGAGGAUGAAGGUGUUUAUAUUUGUGAGUUUGCAACCUUCCCAACUGGAAAUCGAGAGAGCCAGCUGAACCUAACUGUCUUGGUGAAACCUAUGAAUAGGAUGGAACUUGCUGCUAAUGUCAUCACUGCUGUGACUGGAAAGACUGAGAAGAUCCCUAUAGCAACAUGUACAUCUGCUAAUGGCAAACCACCUGGUGUCAUCAGCUGGGAAACCAGACUGAAUGGAGAAACCACAAUCAAAGAGAUUCGAAACAAAAAUGGGACUUACACUGUUACAAGCACCUUUAUGGUGACACCGAGUCGUGAGACUCAUCGGCAGCAUUUAACAUGUGUGGUCAAUUACCAGAUGGAGCGUUUCACAGAAACUACAAUGCUGAAUGUGCUGUAUGAGCCGGAGGUAACCGUGGAGGGGUUUGAUGGCAACUGGUACUUGAACCGAAUGGAUGUAAAGCUAGUCUGUAAAAGUGAUGCAAAUCCAGCUGUAACAUCAUACCAUUGGACUGUACUGAAUGGCACACGUCCAAGAAACAUGGAAAUCCAGAACAACACACUUUUCUUCAAAGGACCAGUGACUUACGAUCUGGCAGGAACAUACGUCUGUGAAGCAACAAACCCUAUAGGCACAAGACCUGGCCUAGUGGUGGUUAAUGUCACAGAAUCCCCUGCCACCCGUCAAAAUCCUAAUGGUGCCAUUCAUGGAGAUGAAGACGAAAAACGUUUCAGCGCCAUCAUUGGAGCCGUUGUUGGUGGAGUUCUCCUCAUCGCCAUAACUGCAGUGAUUAUCUUUUUAGUGGUCCGGCGUAAUCAGCGUACCUUCAAGGGGAACUACAGCACCAAGAAACACGCAUUUGGUAAUGGUUACAGCAAAGCAGGGCUUCCGCCAAAUCCACCCAUUACCCAGAACCUGCAGUACCCAGAGGACUCAGAUGAUGAAAAGAAGCCACACCCUCUUAACAUUAGUUAUGAUGAUGACAGUAAGAUGAGCCAUGGGUUUGAAGUGGAAUCCAAGACACCUUACUACACUGUUGAUGAAGGCGAGUCACGUGACUAUGACCAUCGGACACUCUCAUUUCAGUAUGACCCGGAAGGGCCUGAUAUGACAGAUGACAUGGUACCACAAAAUGAUGGCUCAAUUGUUUCAAAGAAAGAGUGGUAUGUGUAGUUAUGGUAUGUGGCUUCUUAUGGUGUAGCAAACAUUAAAGUACACAUGUGCACACACAAACACAGAUACUAAAGCUGAAGCCAGACUCAAGAAUGCAAAGUUUUAAAAUGAACUGUACAGAGAAAUACCAGAGGCCAAUAGCCUAACUUCUGUUUUUGCUUUGUUCUUUUUUAUUUUUCUUUUUUUGUUGUUUUUUUUUUUUUUUUUGCUUUUUUUAAUUGUAUUGUUUUUGACUUUUGUAAACAGUAUAAACUGUGUCAUAUGUACAUUGGAUUCAGUGUUACCACUUUAAGGCAAAGCAAAAUGUCAAAAUGUCUUGUCUGAUAACCAUGCUUAGAAUACAUGAAACCAAAAUGACAGCUGCUUUAGUUGAACAGAUCUAUUAAAUGCUGGUGACUGUUUGUGUGGUUCUAUAUUUCAUCAAAACAGAUUCUUAGUCUUUUUGAGUGCAUGCCUGAAAAUGAUCCCCAGUAGUUAAUAAAUCUGUUUCGGUGGAGUAUCUCUCUUUUGGUUUACUUAUUUUACUGUUUUGGACAGCACAAUAGGCUUGAUGUAUUUAUAGGCCAUUAUUUUAGAAUAUGCCACCAGAGCAGGUCUAAAACACUGGAUGCCCAAGGGGCUGUUGUAUGUGUACAUAACAAAACCUGUGUUUUUUUUAAUGUAUAAGCACUAUAUAGAAAAUAAUGAAUUAGAAUUUUAAAAAGAUUCUUAGAUUGCAUAUGUAAAGGGGAGAGGAAAAGCCUAGGGAGCUUGCUUCCUGGUACAGUCUCACAUAUUUUUUCUUAGUUUUAUAUUCAAACUCUACUUGAAGAUGUGUUUCAGCUUUUUUUUUCUUUUUUGUUUGUAAUUCAUUAUGCAAAAAAAUUAAUUAAAGUACAGAACUAACCAGAGUUCAUUUAUGGAAGCCUUGAUGGGGGGAAGUGAUAAAAUCUAACUGAUGUACUAGCACUUCAAGGAGAUUCUGGCUGCUUAAAUUAUUAAAAGGAAAAAAAAAAAAAAACAAAGACUGUCAAAAGAGGUGUAAGCUAUCCAAGCUUAAAAGUUAACCUUUUUCUUCUUUCUACACCAUUCUAUUAAUUGGACAGACAUUAAAGUCUUUCUUCUGGCAAACAAAGCAUAAAAAAGAAAAGGAGAGAUGCUCCACAAUGAGAGAAUGUGUCUUAUGAAAGUGCAUGAAUCAUUUUACACAGUGGGGGCUAAUUAUAUAGAAUGAUUCUGCUAAUUAACAUCCGAUACAUGUGAUUAUGUUGAGGUACGAGUUUAGAGAUAGGGGUUUGGGUGGGGUGUAAAACUUUGCCAUGGAAAAAAUUACAGAUGGGUCUUGUCAGAAAAAGAUCUAGUGGAAGAAGUAAUUAUUGAUAAAUUUCAAUACCAUGAGAUCUAAAGAGCAAAGCAUUGUCAGAACUACUGGAGUGCUGUUUUGCAUGUAAGGGCCUGGGGCAUUGUCAGUGGUAGUCCAUAACACAUUAGCACAUUUUUUCACACCACAGUUUACUGAAACAAGGAAGUGGGAGUUGAUUUGGAAAUUUCUGCUAAUUAUGCAAUGGACAGGUGCUGUCCAGUGUUGUAACACAGAAAUCCAAAUAAAGUCAAGGUCGAGACAUUCAUUAGGAGAUCAGAUAAUCGUGUGGCUUUAGCUUCAUUCUUUGUGUGGGUGGAGAUUCUGCUUCUUUAUUAGAAAGGGGGCAAACAUGGAGACAAUUUUUCCAGUUCCUUUUUUUUUUUUUUUUUUUUUUUUUAU
Messenger RNA from Protopterus annectens (West African lungfish), 3993 nucleotides. RefSeq names its product nectin cell adhesion molecule 1 (gene NECTIN1). Lineage: Eukaryota; Metazoa; Chordata; Ceratodontiformes; Protopteridae. The coding region runs from base 747 to 2252 and encodes 501 amino acids. The record is from RefSeq and is a predicted model, not a curated record. Gene Ontology annotation, cellular component: adherens junction. Gene Ontology annotation, biological process: homophilic cell-cell adhesion; protein localization to cell junction; heterophilic cell-cell adhesion. The transcript is spliced from 6 exons.